AUAUUAGGUCUAGUAUGAUCUGUUGUUGGUGCCCAGCAAGGCCCAGACUCUUGGAUAUAUGACUUCCUUCCUUGCCUAUCAUUAUAUCCCAGAUACCCACGAGUCACAUCAUGGGCUUCUCCAAAUUCCGAUAUCUUCCAGCAGAGCUACGAAUACACAUCUGGGAGGACAGUCUUCCGCAGAAACUUGGACGCCCCAUCUACCGUUGGAGGGAAGGGUGUUGGCAGUUGAGCCCCUGCGACCCAAACACCGGGGCCAGACAGCCUAAGCUCGAGUUCCGCCACACGCUCUUGCACAACAUCCGGAUCGACCUUCCGCAGCUUUUUGUGGAUCAGGAGGCGCGGGCCAUUGCCCUGAGAUGGCUCCAGCGCCAAGGAGCAACGAUCACAGUCGAUCCCGCACAGCAACCAUUGACGGUAGCACGGGUGUUCGACCCCAUGCACGAUGCGCUGUACGUCUGCUCAGGCGCAUCGGAGGAUUACCUCAAUUUCAUCCUCGAGCCACAUGAGCGACUGGAGGAGCUGGCUGGGCAAUUCGUCACCACAAUACCGCCCGCCGUCCGACACAUCGCGCUGGCCAGAGAGCUGUUCGUCAAUUCCGCCGGCCUAUUCCACGACAUCUUCCACCAUUUCCGGCACAUCCAAACAGUCUAUGUGAUGGAGGAUGUACCGCCAGAAUUGGACCAGCAGACGAGGGAUAAGCUUCAAGACUGGUGGGAACUCGAACGUACUACUGGCGUGAGCAUUUCGUGGGACUUUACUCGGGACCGGUUCACAAGACCCCUGAGUGAGGCGGCAGAUGACCAACGACUGUGGUGGCUGCUCAACCGGGCCAGCGUAGGGCUGCGACGGGCAUUCUCACCGGAACAGCAGGCUGUUUUCGAGGUGUAUCCUGUUGUCGCUGUGCGUAGAUGAGCACAACUCCCAGCUUAGACCAAUGAAGCCCUGCACCAUCAGUUGCCACGCAAAUCCAUCUCA
This is a messenger RNA of Aspergillus uvarum CBS 121591, 977 nucleotides long. RefSeq lists its product as uncharacterized. Lineage: Eukaryota; Fungi; Ascomycota; Eurotiomycetes; Eurotiales; Aspergillaceae. The record is from RefSeq and is a predicted model, not a curated record. The transcript has a single exon. The coding region runs from base 111 to 914 and encodes 267 amino acids.